This is a messenger RNA of Didymella exigua CBS 183.55, 1528 nucleotides long. RefSeq lists its product as uncharacterized. The record is from RefSeq and is a predicted model, not a curated record. Lineage: Eukaryota; Fungi; Ascomycota; Dothideomycetes; Pleosporales; Didymellaceae. The transcript has a single exon. Bases 16 to 1380 code for a protein of 454 amino acids.
UCGAUAAUUCGGAGCAUGCGCAUACUCUUCGAUGAGCUGAAGAGAUUCUACUUCGAGCUCAUUACUACAAUUGUUCCCGGUCCAGCUAGUUGGAGCUAUCUUGUACCAAUUCUACUCUUGCCACUGGGGCUCCUUGUACCGCCUGCAACAUUGAGCCAUGGUCAGCUGUGUGCGAUCAUCCUGCCCAUCAGUGUCGUGGCUACUGUACACGCGUGGAUGAUAAUGGGCGCCAACGACGUCAUCUCGACAGAUUCGCUGUACUUGACACUGUUCUUGUACUACUUCAAGGAUCCGCGGCAAGAUUUCAGACGCAUUGUCAGAUCCGAUCCUAACGAACGCACGAAAGAGCCAAGAAUACCGCAGCCAGAUGGAAGCAGAGACAAUGAAGGGGCUGUAGGAUCGAAGCCGAUCGCAUUGAAGGCUUAUCCGAAGACCUUCACAGGCCGCCUCAAUUGGGCGAUGACGCUCUUACAAAGCCGGCCAUUGCACGACUGGAUUAUCGGCGAGCCAGGUCAUGACCGACGAGUCCUCCGGCCAUUCCAGCAUCCUAGUCGAUUCCAGCUCAUGGUCGACAUCUUCUCUCGCCUUUUGCCUGUGUUGUCAAUCCUCUUGCCGUUGUCCAAGCAACUCGCAGCGCACGACCCAUACUUCAGCGAUCCAACAUGGUCGAUCUUUGCUCUGUAUGGAGCUGAUCACAGCGAUGCAGGCAAGAUCGCGACCUUUCUGAGGAACUCGGUGCCGCCAUUUAUGCUCAGGUCUAUGACAAUGGCUAUGUACACAUACUCGCUCCUGCUCGGUCUCUUUCUGCCGCCAAUGCUUUUCGUGCUGCUGCUCAAUACACUGCGCUUGAUCCCGGACAAGUGGUCACCGCAUACGUGGCGACCACACUUUGGACCUUUCUCAGUCAUCGCCAAGUAUGGGGUGCGAGGAUUCUGGGGUCGCUGGUGGCAUCAGCAGAUGCGACACAUUGUUUCUGAGCCAGGCCGAUGGCUGGCAACGAAACUUGGGUUGGGCGAUGACGGUUGGCAGAAGACUGUCCGAUACAUGUUGGUCUGCAUAUCUGCGUUUACGUUGAGUGGGAUAACGCACUUGGGCAUGGUGCCUCCGAGUCCGAGGUUUUCGACGGUGGAUACGAAUGAGCUGCGGUUGAGUCUAGCGGGCUUUUUCUGGGUCCAGCCCGUGGGUAUCGCUGUCGAGAUGAUUUUGGUAGAGCCUGCUCUGCGCAGCUUUCCUGCGUCAAUGCGAGAAUUGCAGGUACUAUUGAGAGUUGUAUGGACGUUGUUGUUCAUGUGCUUCUCGUGCACUUAUUUGGUCCUACCGUUCGGGCAGUUGGGAUACUGGAGUAUUGUUCCUUCCGAGUUUGUGCCACAUUUGCUGUAGAAGCCCCGAACGCCGUUGACGGCCGCUGGAGAAGGGGCCUGAUUUUCUCUCGCCUGCGCGUGGAGUUGAGAGAGCUUACAUUAAUCCUCAGCUUCCCGAUCCUAAUCAUUCCAAGGCAUGAUUUACUAACGUAAUCCACCAUCGAGUG